UUUUCUUCACCGAUUCAGACGGGUGUUUGCGGCGUUGGCAUGAGGCUUCAGUUGUGUGUAACCUGUUAUAACGUCUUAAUUUUGCGCUCCUCAGAAGUGUUUGUGUACUGCAAGUGUGCGACCUCAACUGAGUGAUGACCGCUUGUGCACAUUUCUCGUCGUGCAUAGGAAAGCCAGCUUCACUGCAAUGCCGCGAUGGCUGAGAACCCCAAGGUGAUCCUUGUGUUCAGCGGAAAAAGAAAGUCUGGAAAGGACUACAUAACAGAGACGUUGAGGAAAAGGAUUGGAGAUGACAAGUGCGCAAUACUGCGCCUUUCAGAACCAAUAAAAGAGGCAUAUGCAAAGGAGCACAACCUCGACUACAAUCGACUCCUCGACUCGUCCGACUACAAGGAGCUGUACCGCGCCAAGAUGGUUGCAUGGGGCGAAGAGAAACGCAACCAGGACUUGUCCUUCUUCUGCCGCCUGGCAGUCAAGAAGAGGGGCCGGCCCGAGUUUCCUGUGUGGAUGGUGAGCGAUGCCCGGCGGGAGAGCGACAUUGAGUACUUCCGGGAGACCUUCACCUGCCCCACAUUUACUGUCCGGGUCAGAGCGCACGAAGGCACACGCCGAGACCGCGGAUGGGUGCAGACCCCAGGUAUCGAUGAUGCCACAACUGAAUGUGGGCUCGACCAUGUGGACAACUGGGAUAUUGUGAUAAACAACAACGAUGACGACAACUUGGAAGGCCAACUUGAAUCUGUUCUUCAAGCUGUGCACGAGCACUGUUCAUGAUGUGCCAAUGGCUUUCUUCAAGACUGCAUUUCCUGCCUGUGCCAAGCCUCAUUAACAUAACCAGAUCUAUAUUGCUCACUACAAUCAGCUUCUGCAUUCAUAUCGAUGUUCAACGAAGCAUUCCAAGCAUUUGCGAAGGCAAUCAAUAUAUUGAAAGUUGAGCUUCGGGGGGUCUAUUCUACCCAACUGUAUAACUGUUUCCAGUUGUUAUCCUGUUAUUAAACAUGUUUAAACACCACUGA
Messenger RNA from Dermacentor albipictus, 1016 nucleotides. It is a transcript of the gene Pmvk, whose product is annotated as Phosphomevalonate kinase. Lineage: Eukaryota; Metazoa; Arthropoda; Arachnida; Ixodida; Ixodidae. The record is from RefSeq and is a predicted model, not a curated record. Gene Ontology annotation, biological process: isopentenyl diphosphate biosynthetic process, mevalonate pathway; cholesterol biosynthetic process. Gene Ontology annotation, cellular component: cytoplasm. Gene Ontology annotation, molecular function: phosphomevalonate kinase activity.